Prunus persica (peach) is the source of this 2009-nucleotide messenger RNA. RefSeq lists its product as uncharacterized. The transcript is spliced from 8 exons. Lineage: Eukaryota; Viridiplantae; Streptophyta; Magnoliopsida; Rosales; Rosaceae. The record is from RefSeq and is a predicted model, not a curated record. Gene Ontology annotation, molecular function: cysteine-type peptidase activity. Gene Ontology annotation, biological process: proteolysis. The coding region runs from base 440 to 1591 and encodes 383 amino acids.
UCAGCAAGUGCAUUAGUUCUUCAGACUAAAAACAAAAAAAUAACUGACAGUUGACAGAUAACGAGUAAAAAAAGUCUUGUGUCUGUCCAUCCAUUGGGAUAUGAACAUGAGAGAGGUAGUUUGCAGAGAACACGUGACUCCCUUAUCACUAUUGAGUUUCUAAAAGUUCAAAAAGAAAAGAAAUUUAAAAACAAAAAAAUUCACACAACCUCUGCUAUAUAAACAUAAAGCCACAUAUUUUACACCCAUCAGAUUUCAUCAUCGAUUUAGAAGUCUCUAAUUCUUUGGUGAUCUUUUUGGCUAUAAAAUUAGAAAGGAAAAACUCUCUAAUCCUUCACCUCAUACAUACAUCAAGCGGCCAAAGUCUAAACACAGAAAGAAAAGUCAGUGGGUCAGAAAAGAUUCUUGGGUUGGGAGGAUCAUCAUAUUUGGAGUGAUCAUGUUUACCAUUUCAAAGGGAUUUGCUGUUAUAUCUGCAACUAAGAACCUCCAUCUACCGUACAUAAAAGAUAUAUUUGCAUCAGGGCGCACAAGAUUUUUGGAAUGGGUGGUUUCGGAAAAUCAGGAUAAAAUGGGUCACAACAACGUAAAAAGUUUGUUCUUAAAGAAUUGUAGUUCAACUUCAAUAAGGGAUCCGACAGUGACUCGUGCAACAGCGAAUAGAAAGCUGGGUCCCCACAAGAGAACUCCUUAUGAAGACAUUAAUGCGUUGAAAGCUAAAGCAAAUGCAAAAACUCGACAAGUAAUUGCUCACGAGCGGAUUAUGAAGAGAUUGAGUGUCGGUCUAUUCCGGAUGAGCAACAAUAUUUCUGAAGAUGAUAGAGAUCUACUAAGUUUUGCAUUUUGUUGCAAUCCAUUAGAUCCAAAAGCUUGGGGUGAACUACUCGUUGACACUGGUGUUGUAGCUAUAGAUCGUCACCAUUUUGGAAGCCUUGCCCCUGGGUCGCCUCUCUUUGAUGAUGUAAUCAAUGUAAUGACAGAAUAUUUAUAUGAUACUACCUCCACAAAAUGGUUCCUACCUACGUAUUUUUGGUCGGAAGGUGCCAAGUUCGUACGUCCCAGUAAUCGUAUGACGUCAUGUGCUAGGACACACAAGCUUUGUCGUCUCGUAAGAUUUAAUGGGCGACUGAAGGAUUGCAUGCAGUUGUUGUACCUAGACUCCGUUUUUCAUGAUGACAUAUUGUCGGUAUUUGGGACGGGGUGGACGUUCUCCUCCUUUUCUGUUGUGUCCCUAUUGGAUGCCAAUCUCAUCCAACCUAAUGCUGUGAAUUGUGGCAUUUUUUUCAUAAGACACAUGCAAUAUUAUCGUCAAUUGUGGUAUGACCAGUACAACUCUAAUGUACAACGAAUGCGACUUGCUAUUGAGUUGCUCCGAAAUGAAAAAAAUCAAUUGCGUGAUGCGAUAAUACGUGAAGCAUUGAAAGUGAUGAAAAAUGGAUAUGAUUUUAUGGCAAAGGGGAACAAGAUUGGUAAUGUUGAGGUUAAAGACAAGGAUGUGGCGGAUGUCACCGUUAAAAGAAAAAGGGUUUAUAUUCGGAAACAAAAAAAAUCAGCAGUGACUAUACCAGAAACACGUACAGGCCGCGUUUAGCCUAGACCUCGGCGCCGCUAACAAGGUUAGGUAAUGGGACUCUAAUGACUGACCAGUAUAUAUUUUUGUGAGCUUAGAUCUGAUGCUGUGAUGGUAUUGGUUUUGGUGCAUACCCUAUAUUUUUGGAAGGAGGGUCACCAUGGUAUAACAUGACAACUUGUUUGUUUUUUGUAAAGUGGUUUUCAAAGGCUUGUGACCAUGGUUAGGUAGGACACCUUUUUUGUACAUCUAGGUCGAAUGUCCUAUUUGGUGUCCUUUUUUCGGUUUCCAUAUUAUAGAUUAUGACUAGCACAGGGUGUGAAAAUGUAACAGAGGAUGUGAAAAUGCAAUUUGGUGAAGUUAAUAUGUUAACUUUGUUGGGUAAUCAUGUGUACGAACAAUUGAUGAAGUUAAUAUGUUAACUUUAUUUUGUGCUGCU